Molecule: messenger RNA, 874 nt
Organism: Drosophila mojavensis
Lineage: Eukaryota; Metazoa; Arthropoda; Insecta; Diptera; Drosophilidae
Exons: 1
Coding region: 157-663 (168 amino acids)
Source: RefSeq, a predicted model, not a curated record
GAGUCGAUAUUCUAUUAACAAGCAAGCGAACAUUGUUCAAAACUGAUAUACUGUUUAUAUUUCAAAUAUUUAGUCAUUAUUCGGUUGACGAAUGAACGAUAUCUGUACGUCUUCCGCAGACUUUUACUUCACGAAAUUUCUAAAUUUGAGCUAAGUAUGCAGAAUUUUUGCAAAUACAACGAAAAAAGCAAACGUUGUGCUAACUGGUUCAGUAAGAUUUGCGCCGACUGUCGGUCCCAAUUCCAAAAAAACAGUGUUGGCAAACGUUUACAGAGUGAUAACGUGCAUUCGAAUGCUGAGCUAAUAAGUGCUGAUGAGUGCUACAAGUCUAUAAAACGCAGCGCCGAGAAUAUAACUAGGGAUGGCAUCCAUGUUGAAGAUAUGUGGUGGAAGGUGCCGUUUCUACUAUUGAUAUUCGGCUGCAUUCUAUUGUUAUCUAUAGGCUUCUGCCUGCUCUCUCAGAAGGCUGUGUGUAUAAUACAGGAGCGUGUGGAUCAAACAGAUAUUGAUAAAUGUGACAACAAAAAAUAUUAUGAAGCAGAGAAGAGAAGAUCCAAGCCGGAAUGCAUUCAACCUUCGGAUACUCAAAUCAGCAUUUCCAAAUCUUCCUGUUCCCUAAAGUAUCAAAAACCAAGCCGGAGGCAUUAUGAAUGCUCAAACUGAAAAGCUGUUUACCAUCAUUUUUUACUACCAUGAUGUUUUUCAUAUAAUUAUCAUGUUCAAGAACUCCAUUAGACAUGAAAUGGAUUUUUGAUGUUUCCAUUAAAGCAUUCCACGCAAUCACGCAAUCGAAUCCGCAAACACACAAAUCUUGUGCCGACUUAAAAAUACCUCUUGAACAAAUAAACACACUUUAUAGUGGUUUAAUAUAUAA